Molecule: messenger RNA, 1617 nt
Organism: Candidozyma pseudohaemuli
Lineage: Eukaryota; Fungi; Ascomycota; Pichiomycetes; Serinales; Metschnikowiaceae
Exons: 1
Coding region: 1-1617 (538 amino acids)
Biological process (GO): transmembrane transport; carbohydrate transport
Cellular component (GO): membrane
Molecular function (GO): carbohydrate:proton symporter activity
Source: RefSeq, a predicted model, not a curated record
AUGAAGCUACCAUUCAAGUUUAAGCCGACACCCAUAGAAGAUAUCGUUGGCGAGGCAAUUGCGCAAGUACUCCCAGACCACGGGAAACCGUGGUAUAAGGUAAAGCACUUGCUUGCUCUAAAUACGCUUUUGAUUGUGCCACUUCUCUCCGCCGCGAGUUUUGGCUACGAUGGCUCCUUAAUGAACGGUCUUCAAUCUAUGGAGGAGUGGCGACUGGAAUUUGGCUAUCCUAGAGGAACGAUGUUAGGUUUCGUUAAUGCUGCUAUGAGUAUCGGAGGUAUCGUGGCUCUUCCGUUUAGCGGCUAUCUUUCAGAUAAUCUAGGAAGAAGAUUGACUUUGGCUAUUGGCUUGAUUGGUAUAAUUGCAGGCACAAUUAUCCAAGCUACUAGUAUCAACAUUGCCCAACUUAUUGCUUCUCGCUUUGUUGUCGGUAUCGCAGGAUUAUUCACAACUCAACCGGCUCCAUUGCUUGUGGCCGAGUUGUCGUUCCCAACAUUUAGAGGUAAAAUGACCUGCUUAUACUGGGCCUUCUACUUUGUGGGUGCCAUAGUUGCAUCUUGGCUGUGUUUCGGAUGCACUGGAAGAGGUGAUGCAUGGGCUUGGCGUAUCCCAACUAUUCUUCAGGCAGCAUUUCCAAUAGUGCAGCUUACCUUCUUAUUUCUCGUUCCUGAAAGUCCAAGAUGGCUUGUGUCAAAAGGCAGGGUAAACGAGGCGAGAAAAACAUUGGUCAAGUUUCACGCUGGUGGAGAGAAUGAUAGUCCUCUUGUUGAAACCGAGCUUCUUGAGAUAUCCAAUGCUUUAGAAAUGGAGAAAAGCGCUAAUCAAACAUCCUGGAAGGCAUUUGUAGCUACUCCAGGAAACAGAAAGCGUACCUAUAUUGCAAUCACUUUGGGGCUUUCAUCGCAAUGGUGUGGAACUCCGGUUGUGUCCUUUUAUUUGACUUUAGUCUUGAACACCAUUGGAAUCACAUCAUCUUACAUGCAAACAUUGAUUAAUGGAUUUUUACAGGUGUUCAACUUUUUCUUUUCCACAUUGGCUGCUCUACUGGUGGACUUUUUCGGAAGAAGAUUUUUAUUUCUAUGGUCAGGCAUUGGUAUGCUUAUUUCCUUCAUCAUUUGGACAAUUUGCUCCGCUAUUUUUGAACAGUCAGGUUCCGUGGCUGCUGGAAGAACAGUUGUUGGUUUCAUAUUUAUCUUCUUCUUCCAUUAUGACAUGGCAUAUACUCCGUUGCUUUUGGGAUAUCCGACGGAGAUUUUUCCAUACUCAAUGCGUUCAAAAGGUGUCUCGCUUGUUCUAGUUACAACUUUUGUGUCUUUAUUUAUCUUAGCCUUCUGCAAUUCCAUUGCCAUGGACAAUAUUGGCUGGAGAUACUACAUUGUGUUUUGCGUCAACCUUGUCUUUAUUGUGCUCAAUGCUUACUUCUUCUUUCCAGAAACCAAAGGCUACUCUUUGGAGGAGAUUGCGGUUUUGUUUGAUGGACUGGAAGUCACAGACUUGGAGGCUCUGAUGUCCAAGGAGCAUAUUGGUAUGAUUGACGUUGAUGAAUUAGAGGAGCAACUGACGGAUAAACGAAAUGUCCUGUUUGAACACUUGGAAAGAACGAGCCGCUCCUCGUGA